UUUCUCCAGAGUUUCAAACGCUGGUCACUUUUGUUAUUGGGCUACUUUUUUCAUUUUGUUAGGGUUUUCUUUUUUAGUGGGUUUGGGGUUGUGCUCUGUUUGGUUGCUGAGAAAAGGAAGUAAAGCUUUGGGAGUGACGUAAUGCAAUUAUUUGACUUAGUUUGGAGUGUGCUAUUCACUUGGAAAAAUGGAUAAUGUGAGGAUCGAGUUUUCUUCUCUUUUCCUUUAUUUUCUCCGCGACCAACGGUGGGCGGCUUACGGUAUAUUCAGUCAUUGUUGGAUCUAAAUGAGGUGGGGUUUAGAGGGUUCAUGCGGAUUGAUUCUAUCUGAAGCUCUGUUUGGUUCCUGAGAAAAUGCGGAAAAGGAAAGAAUGUAAAUUUUUUUAGUCUUAGAUUUUUCACUAUUUGUGAUCCGACAAGGCAAGAUUCCACUGAAUUGAGAGCAAUUCAACUAUUUGGUUAAGUUGGAAGGCAUGUAUAAAAACCAAUUGCAAGAGUUGGCUCAGAGAAGUUGCUUCAAUUUGCCAUCUUAUUCAUGCAUCCGGGAAGGACCAGAUCAUGCCCCAAGAUUUAAAGCAACUGUUAACUUCAAUGGAGAGACAUUUGAAAGCCCUAGCUUUUGCUCUACUCUGAGACAGGCAGAACAUGCUGCAGCUGAAGUUGCUCUGAACACACUUGCAAACAGAGGCCCUUCUAAAGCUCUGGCUGCCAGAGUUUUGGAUGAAACUGGAGUCUACAAGAAUUUGCUUCAAGAGACUGCCCACAGAGCUGGGUUGAACCUUCCAGUUUAUACCACUAUUCGAUCUGGACCAGGCCAUGUUCCUGUCUUCUCAUGCACGGUUGAGAUAGCAGGAAUGAGCUUUACGGGGGAAGCAGCUAAAACCAAGAAACAAGCUCAGAAGAAUGCAGCCAUGACUGCUUGGUCUGCCUUGAGAAAAUUGUCUCAACGGGGCUCACCUUCCUCUCCUUCAGUAGAGUCUGAAUGCAAUGAAGAACAGGAGCAGGUCAUUAUUGCUCGCGUUCUUGCAAGUUUAAGACCAAGUAAGUCGAACAACAAGCAAAAUGAUCGGCAACAUGGACAGCAGAGGUCUGGUUCCAUCUGCAGGGACUCAACUCCACAAACACCAAUCUCAUGUUCAAUGCAGUACCAAAGUAUGGUCGAUCCUAGUUUCUUCCCUGAAAUGGCCAUGUACCAAAUGUGGCAGCAAGAACAGUUAGCACAGCUGCAGAACCGUCUGUUGGCACUUCCCGUCCCACUGGCUCCUCAACCCAGUCCUCACUUUUUUCCAUUUAUGCAGUCUAUGUUCCGGCCAGAUCACUGUCUAUACUUUCCAACGGAGGUGCAACGACCCAUUACAAUGGGACCCAGAUUUUCAAUUGCUGCUUCUGGAUCAUCAUUCUAUCUCUCAAACCAUUUGGUUCCUGAACCAAUGAGGGGCAGGUCCAUGGUGACUAUUCAAGAGAUAGAGGAGAAAACUGAAGAACGAUCCGAGUUUUCUCCAUCUGAGGUUUCAGUUUCUCCUGCUCUUGGUGACAAUAAUACUGAAGCAAUAAACCAGGAACCAAUUCAGGAGGAUAACAAACAGAAUACUGAAGAGCUGGGAGGAAAGAUUGCAACCUCUGUUCAACUCGAAAGGAACCAACCUGGACAAUUUGAUUGGACCUCACGUAGGAGUGUGGAUUCCAGAUUAGGGCCCAUUGAGUUCCAGUUGCAAAGGCCACAUGGUUUUGACUCAUCUCAAUCUAACCCCAGACCCUAUCAUCCUCCAGGAUUGAGUUCCUACAGAAGUUCUAGACCACCUUCAACUGUGGCAGCUCCUGUGAUGACCAGAACUGUGGACCCUGUUUCUUCAGUAGGGCUUAGACCACAGAAUUUGGCUAAUCAGAUGCCUGCCCCACCAAGAAUGAGAACUGGGAUUCCUCCAUAUUCAUUCAGACCCAGGCCUGAAAGAAUGGACUUUGGAAGAGUGCCUCCUAGAGCCAUGGCACCUGCAGUUCAAAUCAGAACAGUAGUACCAGUUUGCUCUGCUCCACCUCCAAGAAAAAUUCCAAGUUCCAGCCAGGAGGGACUGCCACCCUACAGGGAGAACAAAAAUGCAGAAUAAGAAGACAUGCCAGCUAGCUCAGAUCUUGGUAAGCUUCAAAUAUGAUCCACAAGCAGCCUAUGAAAUACUAAAUGCAUCUUUGUUUCUUUUUAAGCUUUUGGUAGUAUCCAUGCUGAGGGACUAUGGCUACUAUGGCUGUGGCUCAGGAGCCGACGGCACUUAAAAUAAUUCCAUAUUCUAUAUAUAAUAAAAUGAAUGGUUCAUCAAUAUAUGUUUGAAAAUCUGAGUUAGACCGCUUCCGCCUAACUCAGAUUGAAUUGAGUUUCUACUUUAGAUAAAGAGGCUCAAACCUGUUAUGCCCUACUGUAAGAAAGUACAUUUUUGUAAAAUGUGUUAAAUUUAUAAAGGUGUUUAUUAUUAGUUUUA
Messenger RNA from Vitis riparia (riverbank grape), 2470 nucleotides. RefSeq names its product double-stranded RNA-binding protein 2-like. The record is from RefSeq and is a predicted model, not a curated record. The coding region runs from base 473 to 2104 and encodes 543 amino acids. Gene Ontology annotation, molecular function: double-stranded RNA binding. NCBI's taxonomy places the organism in Eukaryota, Viridiplantae, Streptophyta, Magnoliopsida, Vitales, Vitaceae. The transcript has 4 exons.